AUGACCCCCGCCCUCCUCAUCCUCGGCGGCACCGGCACAGUCGGCACCCGCAUCGUCGCCCAACUCUCCUCUUCCUCCUCUCACCCCCACCACAUCCUCGUCGCCUCCCGUCGCGGCCAGCCCAACACCUCCAACCCAACCCACCCCCAGCCCGACCCCGCCGCCGUCGCCGGACCCAACCCCCGAGUCCACCACGUCGUCUUCGACUGGCACAACCCUGAAACCUGGUCGAACCCCUUCGAAACCCAAAUCCAGGGUGGAGACGACCUGCAGGUGACAGCCGUGUAUCUAAUCGCCCCCGCGCCGCAGGCCGGUUCCCAUGAGACGGGAAGUGGUGCACGGGUGAUGGAGGAGUUUGUAGACUUUGCGCGCGGCCAAGGGGUGAGGCGGUUUGUGUUGCAGAGCGGGUCGCCGAUUGAGAAGGGGGGGCCGGCGAUGGGGGCGGUGCAUGCGUAUUUGGCGGAGUUGGAGGGUGAGGGGGUGGAGUGGGCGGUUUUGAGGCCGACUUGGUUUCAGGAAAACUUCGCCGACCAGGAAAUGCACCUGCGCGGUGUCCGGGACGAAAGCAAGGUCUACUCGGCCACCGGCGACGGCAAGAUCCCGUGGGUGUCGGCCGACGAUAUUGCUGCUGUCGCUGUCCGCACGCUGACGGACGAGGUGCCGCAUAACACGGACUAUCUCGUUCUUGGCUCGGAGCUACUUUCCUAUAGCGAGAUCGCCGAAAUCCUCACAUCCGUCCUGCACCGCCAGAUCGUGCACGUCGACCUGUCCGCCGCCGACCUGGGGGCACGCUUCGUCAGCUUUGGCAUGGCCGAGGACUAUGCCCACUUGAUGACCGCGCUGGACACGGCGGUCAAGCAUGGGUCGGAGGAGCGUACCGACGACUCCAUCUUGGCUGUCACGGGGUCGGCGCCGAGGCGGUUCCGCGAGUUUGCUGAGUCUGUGAAGGGGGUGUGGGAGUGA
This is a messenger RNA of Dichotomopilus funicola, 963 nucleotides long. RefSeq lists its product as uncharacterized. The transcript is spliced from 3 exons. NCBI's taxonomy places the organism in Eukaryota, Fungi, Ascomycota, Sordariomycetes, Sordariales, Chaetomiaceae. The record is from RefSeq and is a predicted model, not a curated record. Bases 1 to 963 code for a protein of 320 amino acids.